Messenger RNA from Vanessa atalanta (red admiral), 9185 nucleotides. It is a transcript of the gene sif, whose product is annotated as protein still life, isoform SIF type 1. NCBI's taxonomy places the organism in Eukaryota, Metazoa, Arthropoda, Insecta, Lepidoptera, Nymphalidae. Gene Ontology annotation, cellular component: membrane; synapse. The transcript has 42 exons. The coding region runs from base 122 to 6286 and encodes 2054 amino acids. Gene Ontology annotation, molecular function: protein binding; guanyl-nucleotide exchange factor activity. Gene Ontology annotation, biological process: positive regulation of axonogenesis; activation of GTPase activity; small GTPase-mediated signal transduction. The record is from RefSeq and is a predicted model, not a curated record.
CGGCACUCAGCGCUCGCAGAGUCUUAAUCGUGGACACUCGCUCUCGCGCUCCGAUGGCACCUGGUGACAUCACGGGACCACGGGCAGCGUAGUAACGUGCGCCGAGUGCGGCCAGCGCACGAUGGGUAACAAACUAUCAUCGUGUUCGUGCGCGCCCAUCCUCCGCAAGGCGUACCGCUACGAAGACAGCCCGUGGCAGAACUCCCGCCGACGAGAUGGACAUCUAUUACGACUAUGGGCCGAAGUAUUUCACGUAUCAGCAAGCGGCGCCGGCACCGUAAAAUGGCAGCAGGUUUCCGAGGACUUGGUGCCAGUGAACAUCACCUGCAUACAAGAUUCGCCCGAGUGCGUGUUUCACAUCACUGCUUACAAUUCGCAAGUCGACAAAAUUCUCGACGUCAGACUACUGCAACCUGGCACUCGCAUCGGCCAGGCUUCAGAAUGCUUCGUCUACUGGAAAGAUCCAAUGACCAACGACACAUGGGGUCUUAACUUCACUUCUCCCAUCGACGCUAAACAAUUCAGAGAAUGUUGCUCACCGUCAUUCAAAUUCUCACGUAAGGCUUCAUCGAGCUACAGCCUCAAGUUGGAGCCACCGGGCAGUAAACAGAAAUUCAAAACCAAGAGGAAACCAGUAUCUACACCGGCCAGUCCAAAUCGAUCAAGUCUAACCUACGGCCGCGAACCACAAUGCACCUGCAUGACUCAAGAACAGUAUGCCAGGUUAAGGGCCCAAGAUCCACGAUACCGCUCGUCUACUCUGCCGCGUACAACUACACGUGCCAUUGAAACAGAUGCGGGAGCGAGUGCCGCCGGCCGCUCCGACAAGGUUGCAGCCGCAACCUCUUCUACCUCGCUCUAUGACAACGUCACCAGCUCUCAACCCGCCAAUCAAGCGCCACCUAAACCGGCUGCUCGGCAAACUGAUACUCAGCCACCUACACGUCCUCCAAAAUCACAGGAGACCUCGACCAUGACGACUAACACCUCAACUGCUCCAAAGACCGUUACUGCUUCUGUAGGCACACAUGGCACAAAUACCAACGAAGAAUCUCAAACAAACAAUGGCCAGACAACUCAGCAUGGUCAAGAUCUUAAAUCAGAAGGCGUUCAAGCAGGAGGCACACUGACUUCUUCUAAGUCUUCUGGUACCUCCACACGCUCCAAAGAUCAUCUGCAACACAUGCCUAAGAGCGUCGAUUACGGCGAUGGAAACGAGUCUUCUCGAGAACAAGACCGGCAUAGAGAACAUACUAUGCACAACCACAACGUUAUCAAUAACAAUACGUCCGGAUCGCGACGUACAAAGUCUAAGAGCACAGAGGAUAUGAAUAUGGAUUCGAGCACACUGAAACGAAUGCUGAAGCCAAUGCCGUCAACGGAAAGCCCAGUGACCUCGCCGGAGAUGGGCCGCCGUCGAUACGGCGGUGCCGGACCGUGCCCACCGACAUGUGGGUCUCAUGGCCAUCGUCACCCACAGCACAUGCACCAUGGACACUACGCUCACGUCGUCAACAACAAUAGCCGACAGGGCUCACAACGGUAUUCUUCGGCUAGCCGAGGCGUGGGCGUGGGCGCAGCCCCGAGCGGCUACCCGGGCCGUGGCCUUUACCUGGAGCUGGGUGGCGGCGAGCGUGACCUGUCGCCGCCGUCUGAUAACGUCAUGUUCGAUAACCAGUGCUACGCGACGACGCCUUCGUCUUCCAAUGGGAACUCCGACCAGGAGCCGUGCCAGCGCCGCGACCGAGACCCUAGGCAACAUCACCACGGACAAAAGCCGUGCCUGUCGCGCCAGGCGUCGCAGUCCAGCGCGACGCCGGCCCCCGGGUCGCCGACAUCGCGGCUGCUGCUCGAGUAUGAGAUGCACCUCCGCAAUACGCUCGCCAAGGGUAUGGACGCCGAGAGUUAUAGCCUACAUACAUUCGAAGCUCUCUUGAGCCAGAGUAUGGAGGAUUUGGAAUACAGCGACAAUAUGCCGCCUUCGAAUCAGCGAAGUCCGUACCCACCACGUCGACGCCCCGCGUCGCAGUGCUCGGGUGCGGGCAGCCGCUCGUCCACGCUGCCACUGCCGCACCGCCUCGCCGAGCGCCCGCACCCCUCCCGCGCCGAUCGCGACGGAUACUACAGUGAUCGCAACGAGCUGAUGCGGGAGCGCGAGAGAGACCGCGAGCGCGAGCGCGGCUAUCUCAGCGACCACAAUACGAGGGAUCGUAUACGAGAUCGAGAUCAAGGAUAUCUAAGUGACCAUCAGUCAAGUUUCGUAAGCGCGUCUCGUUGCGCAUCAUGUAUCGGAGAGUCGGCGCGCUCCGCUUGGUAUCGCCACUCUGACGGCUGGCGCGGCGCCCCGCCGCCUGGGCCUCGUCGCUCACCGUGGGACUCCUUACCCAGUCUCCGACAUGAAGGAAGCCUCAACGAUUCCGGUUAUAGAAGCAAUAGAGCUGAUAGCUUUGAGCAGCGAGGAGUUUUCGAUCGACAAGACAGUGUGCGGUCGGAGUAUGCGAGCGAUCGCGAGUCAUCCCGUUAUGGCAUCGUGCAGCAAGCCUCUAUCGACAGCACCGACUCCAGGAUUUGUUACCUGACUUCUAGUGAGAUAUCGGAUGAUGACCGCAUGUCGCUGACCACAGCCGUAUCUGAUGAAGAGGAACCCGGUGAGAGCGCAAUGAACUCUCCAUACAAAGGCAAACAGACAGGCGCCGCUGCCGCUUCUUUCAAUUGUACUGGUGCUGUCAGGAAGGCUGGAUUUUUAAGCGUGAAAAAGUGGUUGCUACGCAAGAAACACCAAAUUGAGCUUGCUCGUAAGCGAGGAUGGAAGGGCUACUGGGUCUGCCUAAAGGGCACAACUUUACUUUUUUACCCUUGCGACUCUCGUGAAGGCCGUUCUGUGGAAGCGGCACCAAAACAUCUCAUUAUUGUCGACGGAGCCAUCAUGCAACCUAUACCUGAACAUCCCAAACGUGAUUACAUAUUCUGUUUGAGUACGGCUUUUGGUGAUGCAUAUCUAUUUCAAGCGCCGUGUCAGAUUGAGCUCGAAAACUGGGUGAACAGUAUACAUAGUGCAUGUGCUGCGGCAUUUGCUCGGCAUCGCGGCAAAACGGGAACGCUUCACCUACUUCAAGAAGAAAUUUACCGUCUAGAGAAAGCGAUUGAAUCCGAUCACAAGUUGAAACAUAUGGCAGAUCUGCAACAAUCUGUUGUAUCGGAUCCGGAAACGAGAGCGCAGUUGGCAGUACAAAUGCUGCAAUGGGAAGAAAAUCUGGAAAGACUACACUGCGAACAAUUCCGACUUCGAUGCUACAUGGCCAGCCUGCAGAGCGGCGAGUUACCUAAUCCUAAGUCAUUGCUGACACACGUGUCGCGUGGCACCAAAAGCACACUGAACAAGCUGGGCGUGUUCACCGUGUCAUCAUUCCACGCGUUCAUCUGCGCGCGCUCCCCUUCGCUGCUGAACAACUUGCUCGCUGGUCGUGGCGCGACCAAGCGCAGGGCUCCUAACCUGUCACGAUCGAACUCUGGCUCCAGUCGACGUUCCAUGCAGAUGUCGCGUGAAGAAGGCGAAGCCGCCGUGAGGGUUUCAUUACCCGAAGGUACCACUGCAACUGUGGGCGUACGCGAAGGGAUGUCGGUCGAGGAGUUCCUUGCGGCUGCCUGCGCCCGGCGCUCGCUCAACCCGCUCGAGCACUUCGUGAGGGUCAAGAAACGGCGUGACAUGGAAGACCACAACUACUUCGUGCCGCACAGAAGUGAUCUCAUUGAGACUUAUCUCCACACUCAUGAAGUGGUUGAAGUGUGCGCCAAAAUCCUGUAUCAAGUGGAGUUGCAACGCACUACACUUGAGCAGAUGUGGGGCUUUAGUGUGGAGGCCGAGCUCAUCGAGAACGCAGAGCGCCAGGACGAACUCUGCUGCUACGUCAGCCGCGUCGAGGACAAGAGCGUCGCCAUGCAGAAUGGUAUAAUCAAAGGCGACGAAAUAAUGGUAAUUAAUGGAGCGAUCGUAUCUGACCUAGAUAUGAUGUAUUUGGAGAGCGUGCUACAAGAGGAACUCUCGCUGGUUAUGAUGAUGAGGUCGUCGCGGACGGAGCCGCCGGAGCUGAGCGGCGUGAUGCGCGCGGCCACGGACGAUAUAAUCGAUUCGUUGGUGUGCCCGCCACCGCCCAGCGAACCGCCCGUCAUCUCCGACGACAUGAUAUCCGGCCUCAUCGUGCCGGCGCCCGCUUGGAGUAAAGAACUGUACAGCCCAGAAGCGGAAACACACGGCGACGCGACGACCACGGGCCCGCCUAAAGUUAGCUCUCGGACUAACUCCUUCGAGAUCGAGAACCUCCUCAAGAAGUGUGGGCGUGUGCGUGUGCGGCAGAGUGCGGAGCAGGUGACGGGCUGGUGCAGGUCGCCGGCUGACACACGCCGUGGCAGCCCCACCGGCAGCCUGACCAGCGCAGCCGUCACACCAUCGCGACAUCUCUCCGACGCGGACAAGCUGCGUAAGGUCCUCAUGGAGCUCGUCGACACCGAGCGCGCUUACGUCAAGCAUCUGAAUAACUUGUUGGAGAAUUACUUGGAACCGCUGAAAAAGGAAACUUUUUUAUCGAACGCCGAAAUCAACGCUUUGUUCGGAAAUAUUCAGGAGAUAGUAACUUUCCAAAGACAAUUCCUGCUAAACUUAGAAGAAGCGCUGGAGGCUGAACUCAAUUUUAACCAUUUCGAAUUCUCUAAUCAAUUCAAGAACGUUCUCUUCGCAGUGGGAAAUGCUUUUCUAUAUUACGUCAACCAUUUCAAAUUAUACAGUUCUUUCUGCGCCAGUCACAGUAAGGCACAGAAAGUUUUACAUCCGAACGAAGGUAACCAAGCGUUACAAGAAUUCUUGGCAGCCCGCAAUCCAAAACAACAACAUUCUUCUACUUUAGAAUCGUACUUAAUUAAACCUAUUCAAAGAAUCCUCAAAUAUCCAUUACUUCUGCAACAGUUGCGAAAUUUGACUGACGUGAAUUCGGAAGAACAUCUUCAUUUAGUGGAAGCCUUAAAGGGAAUGGAAAAAGUUGCAGAGCAUAUAAAUGAAAUGCAACGUAUACACGAAGAAUACGGUGCUAUAUUCGAUCAUUUGUUUAGACAACACCAGAAGUCUUGCAAGCAACCAAUUGACCUGAGCCCUGGUGAUUUAUUGUACUAUGGAGGCGUAGAAUGGUUGAAUAUAUCAGACUUUUUAGGUAAAAUAAAGAAGGGACUAGAAUUGCACGCUAUGUGUUUUGUUUUUAAAUCAGCCGUUGUCUUCCUAUGCAAAGAAAGACUGAGACAGAAAAAGAAGUUAAUGGGGGUUUCCUCCAAAAAUAAUUCUAACGAGGUAGAAAUAAUUCGUUACCAAGUUUUGAUACCGGUAACGGAAGUACAAGUACGAGCCUCUUCAGCUAAGGAUAUGGACAGCCACUUCCUGUGGGAACUUAUCCACUUACGCAGUCAGCUCCAGCGACGAUCCGAAAAAGUUUACGUUUUAUCGAACAGCACUGCGGACUUCCGCAACGCGUUCCUCAAGACAAUUCGGCAGAUCAUCCGCGAGUCGGUCCGCAACAUGUCGCUGCCGAGCGCGCGGCCCGCGCCCGCACCGCCGCGCGCGCCGCACGCGCACCACGCGCACCACACGCUCGACCGACCCAAGCACCAGGUGCAGGUCAUGCAAGGUUCUCAAACACUUGGAAAAACGAAGAAACCCAAAACUACUGGACAACGCCUCUCUGCUGGCAAUAUCGAGGUCGGUGAUUUGUCUAGAGAGAACUCACAGGAAGCUGAAGAACCACCGCAAAUGUCUGAGGUAUCAUCAGAUGAAACUACAUUUAGACAGAGAAGCAAGACGCUUGGCGAUACAGCAGCAGAUAUGAGCAAGCGGUCGGCGCCGAGUGCUUCGAGCUCGAGCGGAGCGGGCGCGGGUGCCGAGGGCUCCAAGUCCGAAGGCGAGGACGAACCGCCGCCGCCGCCCGCCAAGCGAGGGUUAGGCCGCACUCCCAACCACCUCACCCUCAGCACGACAUCGACGUUAAGCGCUGGAAGUACGGGAAGCCAGGCCAGACUUAUCCAAUCUUCGCAUCAACCUACCCAGUACCAACCUACCAUGGUCAGAGAGCUAGGGUCGCCCGUGUGGAAACCGCGCGACGUGGCGAGCGAGGCGGCCGCGGCCCCCGCGCCCGCGCCGCUCCCCGCGCCCGCGCCCACCACGCUGCCGCGCUCGCAGCGCCCCGCGCCCCGCGCACCGCACCUCUCCGCCAGCCGCAAGUCGCUCGCGCCGGACCACCGCCACUAAACCGCCACUCGAAACGAACCUUACCCUCUGCUUCCGAUUCGGUUCGACCAUUUCUUCGAGCAACCUACCUAUAUCACGCAUGACACCUUCGGUCACUAAGUAUCCUAUUCACGGAUCGGAUCGGAACGGACUAAAUAUUUUAGUACCCCACAUUUCAAAAUUUGGAUGGGCGUAUGAGUUUAGUACCAUUGAAAAUAUCCUAUCAAUUCCGAACGUGAGAGUGAAUAUAAAUCAAAAUGAUCCUUUCCUUUCAAAUUACAUUAUUUUAUAUAUCCCUUUAAUUAAUGGCAUUUUAUAAAAAAAUAUUUAUCAACAACGAAUGAAUGAUAUAUUAACAAUUAUCGGCGAUUGAUAUGAUAUUGAUUAAUAUCAAUAAAAACUUUCUAUAAUUUUCAAUAAAAAUAAAUGAAAUGAGUCUUAUGAAGAAAAUAGAGAGUUUUUAAAUGUUUCAAAGGUACUUGACGCUCCAACCUUAUCGAGUCUACGCCGCCACUAUAAUACUCCUCAGACUUGGAUCGUCUCCUUGUUCUAUAACUUCCAUCUUAUGCUUCCAAUUAUGAAAUUAAAUGAUCUCAUAUUUAAUUGCUUGAAAUUGCUAUUUAUAAUUUAUUAUCAACUUGCAAAUAUUAACUAUCAUUGCGUUUUUUAGUAAACUUAGAAAUUUGUCGUAACUUCUAAACAGACCUUGAUAACUGUAAGGAUUUAAAAAGCUGCAUUUAAAAUAAACAUCUAAAUAUUAUAAACAAUAAAAUAAGGCUCAUAAGCCAGAUACUUGCAGAGCGUUUUAAAUCAUUACUGAACUUUUAUUUCUGAUGAUAAUCGAUACAUCGAUUACAUAUCGAUGUUUCCAUGGAUUUGAAAUAUGACAGCUAUAUAUUGCACAAUUUAUAUGUUAAGCAAUGACAUAUAAGAUUAUUUCAUUUUUACAGUAUCUAAAUAAAAGACUACGAAACUAAAGUAACUAAACUAAUGAAAAGUGUAUUAAUUUAGAAACGAAUGAAAAUAUAUAUAUUAUGGAAGGAAUUAAAUAUGAAAUAUAUACAGCUAAUCGAUAAGAAAAAUAAUCAUUAAACUCGAACUACAUUUAAACUAUUCAAUUUAAUUCGGAUAUUUUCAAAUAUAACCACGGAAAUAUAGUAAUUGAUUGCACAUUAUAUAGAAAAGAAAAACAGCAAGUAAUUGAAAAAAAUAUUUAUUAAAAUUGUUUAUUUACAAACGUUUGUCGUCUUAUUUACAAUAUUAAAGACUUAAUUAUAUUUAUAUUGGCGUCGUGCACCUCCGUUACUAUAUCUCUGGACACGGCAAUGACGAGUGGUCGGUAGAGUCAGAUGGUAGAGUCAUGAUUGUAGAAAUUUUGUAAAAAGUAACACUCAGUUUGUUUAUUAAACUUGCAAACUAAUAUUUUAGAUAUAAUGCGUAUAUUCAAGAGAAUAAUGUUUUUAGUACCAGUAGAAAAUUUUCAACGGCAAUUGCUUAAAGCUCAAAGAUUUUACUUAUUUAUAUGUUCUCCGUAAAAUUAACAUAAUUUGUUUUAUGCUCAAAGACUUUAUAUUGUUUCCAAUAUAAGACUGUGUGCGUCUCGUCUGUGGUAUGAAGACAUUGAAUAACUAUAGAAACCUUCAAUUAAAUCAAAUCUGUUGAGAAGUAUCCACAUAGAUAUGUAUAUACCGUUGCCUAUAUAAGGUUACUUACCCCAAAUAAUAUCCCUCAUUGAUAUUGUGAAUGUGCUACAUCGCACACCUCCCUAGAAAUUACCGUUUAUUAAAAUAUAACGAAAAUAGUCUCAGAUAGGCGUUAAGUUUUAUUUAUUCAUGUUAGGUCUAACGAGAAUCUCUUUAAGUCAGUAAGUCAAGCCCGUAAAUAUAAAAUGACAAUAUCAACAGAUUUAUUUACCUUCCAUUACAAUGUCGGUUUCAUAUUUUAUAAAAAUAAUAUUAAAUUAAAUUUUAUUAUUUAAAAGCGUAGGUCUAUAUAUUGUUUACUCAAAACCACAUCUACUAAACUAAUUCAUAGCUAAAUAGACGCCAAUUAUUGUAAUAUAUUAAUUUAGUAUAUUUGUAUAUUCAUUUCGGAAGGUAUGUGUUUACAUUUAUUACUAAUUAUUUGUCUCUGUUAUAGAUACUACGCUUUUAAAUAUAUAAAUAAUGUCAUACAAUUGACUUAGUUUAAUAAAAACGUAUUUGCCAAAAAUGAAAUUUCUAAUAUGUAUUCUGUGCCAAACUGGGUUAUUCCACAUACCCAUAUCCAUGCUUUUUAUACUCACUGUUAACAUAGUACGGAGUAAAUAUAUCGUGAAAGUAGUUAGCUGUAAUCUAUUUGCGUUUCAUUUGCUCACAUUGGCAACGCAAUCACUUAACUACCCUAUAGUUGAAUAUGCACAUUACCUUAUGGAAAAAGUACACUAGGUAGUUUUGAUAAUAAUUUCUCUUCGUGAUCAAAUUCGAAAUUUCUAUCAUAGGUUAGGCGAAUUAUAUAACAUAUAUCCAUGUCUCGGUUUGUAUUAUUUACCCGUUGAGAAAUAAUUAAAAACACAUUUCUUUAACGUACAGAUAUUGAAUUAUAGAUAUGUUAUUCAAAACCACCAUAUAACUCGAAACUGAACUGCUUUUACAAUAUACGCAGUAUUUUAUAUUUUAGUAUCGUUUUUAUGAAGACAGAUACACAAUAUUUACCUCCUUGCCUUGUGUUAUAAUGUUAAUUUUGUAUACUUUUUUUGACUUGGUCUUGGACUUUGGUCGUUCUUAUUGAAAUUUUAUAUUGAUUUGAUAUAUGAGUAUAUUGUUUAUAAUUGAAGAUGUUUAAUAAUUAUAAGUUGGGACAUAUCACCGACGCCGGCGAGUUCAGUUACUAUGCUAUAUUGUGGUUUUAAUAAUAUUAUAUUAAAUGUUUUACGGUAAUU